UGUCAUAAUUUUUGUAUAACACACGCAACAUUUGCGCAAAAGGUGUUGGAAGCGGGAGAAAAAUCUCGCUUUUUGUCCUUUUCACUGUGAAUUAUUUAUUAAAAAACACCUCAAAGUGAAGAAAAAGGUGAUUUUUGGUGGAAUUGCUUGAAAAAUUACGAAUAUAUCUGUGGGUUCGUGCUGAAAAGACACCCUCCACGUGUUUGAGGUUAGAAGCAGCUGUCAGAAGUUCCCGGAAAGUAGAAAAGGGCCACCUAGGCGUGCUAUGGCUUCCACUGAGACAAUAACAACUGUUGCCCUGAUAUCUCCAUACACGAGAAUACGGCUUGUGUGUACGGAAUCACCAUUUCUCAAAUUCUACGACGACGAAGCGCAAUUCCGGGAACAACGUGAAACAGCAGCAGCUGCGGGGCUAUCGCAUUCAAACUCCGAUUCAGACAUCUCAGAGAAUGAGGAUAAAUUCUCCGUUGACGUGGACUUUCUGCGCAGCUUGGAUCCCAAAGAGUGGAAGGAUCAGGAUCACUAUGCUGUGCUAGGGCUGAAGAAUUUGCGUUUUAAUGCCACGGACGACGAUCUCAAGAGGGCUUAUAAGAAAAUAGUAUUGAAUCACCAUCCAGACAAGAGGAAAGCCAAAGGGGAGGAUGUUCGGCAGGACGAUGACUACUUUACGUGUAUUACGCGUGCUUAUGAAAUACUCGGGACGCCCCAGAAGCGCCGCUCCUAUGACUCUGUUGAUCCCGAAUUCGAUGACAGCCUCCCGAUGCCGUCGGAGAUUGAGAAAGAUUUCUUCGGCGUCAUGGGCAAAUACUUUGCCCUCAAUGCACGCUGGAGUGAGCGCAAGAAUGUCCCAAGUAUUGGUGAUGCGGCAUCCAGCAGGGAGCACGUGGAUUGCUUCUACAAUUUCUGGUACAACUUUGAAUCGUGGCGUGAGUAUAGUUACCUAGAUGAGGAGGACAAGGAGCGCGGGCAAGAUAGGGAAGAGCGUCGAUGGAUUGAGAAGCAAAAUAAGACAAUUCGUGCAAAGAGGAAGAAGGAAGAAAUGUCCCGGAUACGUACCCUUGUGGAUCUGGCGUACAAUCACGAUCCACGAAUAAUGCGCUUCAAGCAGGAAGAGAAGGAACGACGAAUGGCCGCCAAGAGGGCGAAACAGGAUGCAAUUCAGGCACAGAAAGCCGAAGAGGAGCGUCUAGUGCGCGAGGCAGCGGCGGCACGUGUGAAGGCUGAAGAGGAGGAGCAAAAGCGCAUUGAGGCAAUUCGUCUUGAGCGUGAGCAACAGAAGAAGGCACUGAAGAAGGAGCGGAAAACCCUGCGAGAGCUCGCAAAGAGCAACAACUACUACUCAGGAGGAGACGAUAGGGUUCGUGUGAAGCACAUGGAGGGUGUUGAGAAGAUCUGUGAGCUGAUGAAGGCGCUUGAGCUGCAGGAAUUCAAUCGGGAGCUACAGAAGGGCGGGCAGGAUGUCUUUAUGCGUGUCCUGCAGGAGACAGAGGAUAAACUCGAGGAGGAGCGUCAGGCUAUGUUGACAAAGAACACAUCUUCAACGUCGCUCAGCACAACCCUCCGGAUGGUGGAUAAGAAUGCCAUGUGGAAUCCGGAGAAUAUGCAAAUCCUCAUAAAGGCGGUGAACCUUUUUCCCGCCGGGACGUCCCAACGGUGGGAUGUAAUAGCGAAUUUCAUGAAUAUGCACUCCCCAACGGCGGCGAAUCAGAAGUACACAGCCAGGGAUGUUCUCAAUAAGGCCAAGGAUCUCCAGAGUGGGGACUUCUCCAAGAGUGUCCUGAAGGCGCAAGCCAAUGAGAAUGCUUUUGAGUCGUUCGAGAAGACAAAGAAGGAACUCAAGCAGGUUGACAAUGCGGAGAUUAGUGUCAAGGAUAAAGCUGACAAAGCAGAGAAGGCGGCUGAAGUGAAUGGAGGCAGCGGCGGUGGUGGAGACAAGGAGGGGCGCACGUGGACCAAAGAGGAGCAAGCAUUGCUGGAACAGGCCAUAAAGACGUACCCCAUCUCAACACCCGAACGCUGGGAUCGGAUUGCCGAAUGUAUCCCCAAUAGGACAAAGAAGGAAUGCCUGCGACGCGUUAAGGAGCUCGUGGAUCGCGUGAAUGCCAAGAAGGAGGCCCAGCAGACAGUCAAGUGACCACACCUGGAUGUUCUCUAGCUUGUAUUCUAAUGCGAAUCUAAUCAAUAAAUUGUUAUUUUCCACACAAA
This is a messenger RNA of Lutzomyia longipalpis, 2205 nucleotides long. RefSeq names its product dnaJ homolog subfamily C member 2. Gene Ontology annotation, cellular component: cytosol. Gene Ontology annotation, molecular function: Hsp70 protein binding; ribosome binding. NCBI's taxonomy places the organism in Eukaryota, Metazoa, Arthropoda, Insecta, Diptera, Psychodidae. Gene Ontology annotation, biological process: 'de novo' cotranslational protein folding; regulation of translational fidelity. The record is from RefSeq and is a predicted model, not a curated record. Bases 266 to 2134 code for a protein of 622 amino acids. The transcript has a single exon.